UUAAUACCACGCUGAAGCGUUUGGUAAUCAGUGCCUGCAAUUGCAUACUCAUCGGAAAAGAUGCCAGAUUCAAGUUGUUUCUCAAUAAACACUGUCCAGUCUUAAAUGAGACAUACUGGCCAACAUUUUGGUGUAUCGAAGGCACAAUGAUGUCGUUAAUGAGAGUAUUUCUUCAUGCGACUAUAUUUCGUGUAGCUGGGGUUAACUAUAUAAGUUCUAGUGAAAUGUUGACAGCUUCUGAUGGGGGUGAAAUUUGUCUACAAUGGGCGGACACCGGUUAUAAACAACGAGACUCCAAGGACAUGAAUCCGAAGCCCAUCAUUCUAUUAUUAUAUGGCGUAACAGGUAAUUCUGAUGAUGGAUACAUUUUGGAACUAGUAAAUAUUGCAUCGAAUCUUGGAUAUAGAUCGGUGGUUAUGAACUACAGAGGCAAAGGAGGGGCCAUUUUUAAAACUGCGAAGGGUCACUGUCCUCCGUACACUGGUGACCUUGAAUUUGUAAUGGAACAUCUAAAAACAAAUCAUCCACAUUCUGUUAUGGUUUGCGUGGCAGUAUCUAUGGGAGCGACCGUACUAUUUAACUACCUGGCAAAAACUGGGCAUGAUUGCUGGUUUAAGGCAGCACUGGUAGUUUCAACAGCCUGGGACAUGAUAUCAGUUAACAACGUGUUGGAGAACACUGUCAGCAGGUUUAUUUUUAAUAAACACAUCCUUGGAAAACUCAAAGAUAUGGUUGACAAGAAUUCUCACUUAUUGCAGAGGGACUAUGAUGUUGAAUAUAUAUUAAAGUCCGCCACAAUUCGUGAGUUUGAAGAGAGGGUCCUUGUGCAGAUGUUUGGAUAUCGUAAUGUAGAGGAAUAUUACAACGACUGCUGUAUACAUCAAAAGAUAUCUUCUGUUAAGAUUCCUGUUUUGUGUUUGAACGCAGAUAACGAUCCCAUAUCACCUAAAUGUGCUUUCCCUAUAAAGGAAGCCAGCCAGUACUCGAAUAUUGUAUUAGCUAUUACGUCACAUGGUGGUCACGUUGCCUUCUGCGAAAGAUUGAUUCCGUCAAGGGCAAACUAUAUGAACAGAGUUUUCAAAGAGUAUGUGGAUGCCAUUUUUAAGUUUGGUGAAAAAGAACUUUUCACGACGAUGCCGAACAACGACGCGUCGAACACAUUUCAU
Saccoglossus kowalevskii is the source of this 1166-nucleotide messenger RNA. RefSeq names its product phospholipase ABHD3-like. The record is from RefSeq and is a predicted model, not a curated record. NCBI's taxonomy places the organism in Eukaryota, Metazoa, Hemichordata, Enteropneusta, Harrimaniidae. Gene Ontology annotation, molecular function: monoacylglycerol lipase activity; acetylesterase activity. Gene Ontology annotation, biological process: medium-chain fatty acid biosynthetic process; medium-chain fatty acid catabolic process.